GUGAAAAGUACAGGUGCAAAAAAUUUCAUUUUUUAACAAACACACGUGCAUAUGUAGAGUGAGAAAAUUGAAAGGAUAACGCAAAAAUCCAACUUAAGGGAGAAAUAGAAGGGAAAACUGGUUACCAAAGAGUUUGUUGCCAAGGCAACCACGAUUUGACGCUGGAGAAGACAAAUAUGGCGACUUUCUUUGUCGCACGAGAUAUAAUUCCUUCGUAGGUUUAUUAUAGAUUUCGGAUUACAACACUUAAUCAACUGAAUGAAGAGGGGUUUUGAAAUCUCUAGAGGAUGAUGAGCUCACAAGAUGCAUGAAAAGAGGGGCAGUUUAACGUACUAUCAAUUUCGUAUACCCCUCGAUCCCGCGCAACAACUACCCAAGAGAAAAGGUAUGGAUCACAGCUUGACUGUUCGUGAAAAUUUGCGUAAUAAACUAGUAGGGAAAUGGUUUGUUCUGGUUCUAUUUCGCAAAUGUCGCUCUUGAAUAUUUUUGCUUCUUGUAUCUCGACACUUGAUCUGCUGAUCUGGAUUUGCAUGAGAUACGAGAUGUGAAACAUCCGCAUGGUUAAGAAACGGCUCAGAUUGCAAUUGGUUAAGGUGCUUCAUUUUAAACUCUAAAUUGUACGCAUAUUAAUCCUUUAAAUAAACGUAAACGUAUAUACAUAUAUUUCAAGAGUGAAAAUAUGUUUUUCAAAAACUCUUGUCUCGGAUCAGCUGAAAGAUUCAAGAAGAGCAGCAGUUCCUGGAACACAGUUGAUUCCAGGCCAUGCAGUCAGCAAAGUCACAACUGUGUUUCCAUAGAGCAAGAUAUUCACGACCGGAAUUCACAGGUAAGACUCAGUUUGUAGUUCUGCUAACCCUAACAGACUGCUCAUGAAAUGGGAGAGAUCAAUUAAUAUUGUUUGUAUAUCGAACAGCAUAUUUUGGUUGGAUCUGCACUGAGACGACCCCAUGCAAGUGAGUAUUCUCCACUGGAUUACCAAAGUAUGCCAGAUGUUGGAAAGUCUCCACGUCAGCCUUUUAGGCCUCAAUCUUCAUGUACAGUGUACAACUAUGCUUCUCGUCCUGUCACUGCAAGGGAACAGUCAUCGCACCUUGGAAGACAUACAAAGUCAAGGUAAAUAUCAACUCACUGUUAUUAAUGUGCAAUGUUUCUAAUGGGAGUCUUGCCUUUGGAACUCUACAAAACCCUCUUUGUGUUGGAUAAAGUUUACCAAUAACUUCCCUUUAAUAACUUGCGCAUUGACAUGAAUUGUUCUGUUUUGGUUGGGUAAUAAUUUGGUACUUGGAUAAAAGGAAUGUGGCAAAAAAUCGAUUAACUUCAAGACUGUGGGUUUGUUUUAGACUAGUAUGGGGUUGUACGGAAAUCUUUGCACUGGGUGUGAUGCAGAAAUAUGACAAGAAAUUGAAAGACUUAAGGGUUAGGGUUUAGGGUUUAGGGUUUAGGGUUAGGGUUAGGGUUAGGGUUAGGGUUUUAUAUUUAUUAGCAGUUUAACCUUAAAACCUGAUGCACGUUUUCCUCAUCUUCACUCAAUUGCAAUUUCAGCUUGCUGAGAUGUCAGUCAGCCUCAUCAGUUUCCAUGAGUUCACAUUUAUCCCACUCAAAUUUUAAAUCAGCAACAAACAAGAAACGUUUAUGUGAAAUUCGUAAGUUGACACAUUUCUGUGAAUAUUAAUCUCUAUUAAUAUGAAUCUAGACAUCGAUAACUGAGAGGCCUGGGUUCCUUUUCUUUAGAUUGAGCAAUUUGUUUAGCACAUAAGCCAUAAGACUUGGGUAGAGCCAAUGGCUAUUCACCACACUAAUACGUUUUACUUGCAAAAUUACUUUAGUAGUACCGCUUAGGUAUCUGUACAUGUGUUAUUAGUAAUCUAGCAAGCAAGCAAGCAACAAGUUUAUUUCUAGCUUAAAGAAAGUUUUAGUUUCCCUCCCACCCACACCAUUGAAAGUUUUGAUUGUAUCUUAACCUCAUUCGUGUUUGUAGUUUAUUCCUGAUUACUGGACAGUUGGUUUAGUGUAUUCAUUCAAUAUGUCAUAGUCUAGUGUGUUAUUUACGUAGGAUAUAUACAUUUAAUAAACUGUCUGGUCCCAAAACAAGUGUCUGUCAGUUGUGGUGUUUAGUUGGUAAAUACAGAUGUUUAUAGGGUUUACUCUACAAGGCUGUAACACGCUGGUCUUAUCCAUACAGAAUCUGCCUUGUCAAUUGAAUUACUAAGUUUAAUACCAAAAGGUUUUGAAUAUGAUGAUCCAAAUGAGAGUUAAUGUUUACUUGACCAUAUGUUGUGUUAGCUAAGAUGUAUACUUUGUUGAUCUGUCUCCAGAAAGAGAUCUUCAGAUCAUCAUGGAAACUUUGAUGUGUCUCCAAUCACUCUUGCAAGCAGUGCCAUUUGGCCUUUUUUUCUGUUUUUAAAUAUAUUGGUUACUUAAUAAGUAUUUAAAAAAUUUUUAUCAUUUUUAGGUGAUGACUACAGAUUCUUCAAAAGUGAUCCAAUGCACAAACAGUAAGAAUUUUUUUGCCAUAAAUUUAAUUGUAAAGGUUAUGUUUUAACUUGAUAAAUAAAUUAAUUGCCAAAAAAUACUAAAAUAAAACAAGGAGUCAAAUUUACAGCUAAUUUAUAGGUUUUUUCUCGAAAUCAUGCUGCACAAAAGCCAUGUCAGUUACUGAAUCACAUGUCACUUGGUGAACUUAUCUAUCAUGUGAAAAUGGUGGCUUCUCUAGAUUUUGUAGGUAUAAGUAGUGGUCACAGAUGAAGUGAAUUAAGUCUUAAAACUCCUAAGAAUUUUAAUACAUUUAGAUGUGGUCACAGAUGAAGUGAAUUAAGUCUUAAAACUCCUAAGAAUUUUAAUACGUUCAGAUGCACAGGUACCAUCAAAAAGAGGUUUAUAAUGUUUCUGUUCUAAAAAAUCAAACCAGAUAGGUUUAGAAAGGAGAAUAUUAACUUUUUAAAACAAAAACAAUAUAACAUAUUACUAGGUAACAAAUGUUCUUUAAAAAUAUUUAAUUAUAAACUCCCUGACACUCUUACAUCUACAUUGUUUACUGAAAAUGAAAAACAAGAAGACACAGAGUUUAAUCAGACAAGAACUGCUUACAAAAAUUAACUCUAACUUGUGAAGUACAUAAACAAUUCCUACCUAUUCCUUCAAUUAACCCUUUACAUCCUAACAUCAGGACAUAAUUAUAUUCUCCACACUGUUCUCUUUACAUUUUCUAAUGUUCCAACAAGGAUAAUUUGUUCAAACAUCUAUAGCUUAUGUAGUCAUUUAUCAUUUCCCUCAUUCUCAUGACCUAAAUGUUUGAUUCAGGGGUGAUAAUGUAAGGAGAAAUUAGAUGCUAAUCAUCCUCAGGGGUGAAAGGGUUAAGCACACUUAUGAAUAUUUUUGCAAUUAAAGGAAUGGAUUGGUUAUGAAGCAAAUUAAAUAUUUAUAUAAUCAAGACUUCUUAUUAAUCUUCCUCUUACAGAGUACCUCCCCAUGGUGAAAGUCUUCACAGCUUUUUAACUGGAGCAAGGUACAACAGGUAUGAUACUGACUACACCAUUUUAACUCUGUCACUGAUCUGAGAGACCAAGUGUGAAAGUGAAGACUGAAAAAAACCAGUGCCUUACUUAAAGAUAAAGAUUUUUAACUCCUAUGACUCAACUCCUGAUUAGAUGGUGGGUUUCUAAAUAAACAUUGUUUUACUUAUUUCUUCUUUUUUUCAAUAUUUGUUUAUUCGUUUUAUAUUAUACUUGUCUUACAGAGCAAGAUACUUGGAUUGGCGUGCUCUCUCUAAGCUAGGAGUUUAUAUUCCCAAGCCUGAUCUGAACUCAUUCUUCAUUAAGAAUGAAUUUGAUGGUAAGCCUAUAGUUAUAAGGAAGUUAUUGUGUUGAUAGAGCAACAUUAAUGUCUGACACUCUACCUGUUACAAGCAACCACAUUGAACUCAUGGUAGUCAGUAAGUUGAGUGAAGUGAGGGUAAAGCUUUCUAAUACCUGUAUCAUUUUUUUAAAUCCAUGCUCUUUUUUUGAAAUGAACACCCACACAGGUUUCCCCCUUCACUCCACAGGCCUUUUCCCAGAGCACAAAAAUAUUUGGGGAUGCAAUCAAUUGAGUCUAUUGAACAAAAUAAAUAUUCUUCUUGGUGAAUAAAUUUACCCUAUUACCAGAUGUUAUUAAUGGCAAGUAGGGAAACAGCAUGGUUGAACUGCCCAACUGGCUCAAUUUUUUCGUUUCAAGUAAAGAGUUCAACUCCUCGACCACAGUUGCCGAGGUCCAUUUCAACCAGUUAUAAUCAAUUUACAUAUGGAAAACUUAUUUAUUGUCUAAUGUCAACAUCCAGAUUCAGAUGCAAGAAGCAUCUUUUCUGACUCUACCGAAGAAGAACUAGUGGUUGAAGGACUGAAAGAAAAAGGAGAGGAAGAUAAUGGGACUUUUCUGACACGGGAAACAAAUACAGAACCACAUUACCUAAGUAUUAAACACUGGCAUUCUACUGAAUGGAAAACAGACAGGAAGCCAAGUAAAGAGCAAAGGAUACAAUCAGCACCCUUAAAAAUCAAAGCCAUCCACACAUAUUAUUAUGACUACAGUCAAAAGAGUGAAUCAUCUUUAACUGUUUAAUUGAUGUGCUGAUAAUUAUUUUUAUUAUAAUUAUUAAACUGAAAAAUAUUGAAAUGGUAUUUUAAGUUUUUAGUGUGCAUCAUUUUGAUGUACAAAUCCAUUUAAGUUGAACUGUAUGGAGCGAAAAAAGUAAUAAGCAUCAUGUGCUAUUUCACAUGCAUCAUGGAUUUGAAGCUUCCAUCCAGGGAAUUCAACACAAAAUGAGUCCACAAAAUUCCUGAACAGAAUUUCCUGUUGUAACACAGUUGAAUGCUCACUGUGCAGUCUCUCCCUUAACAAUUUGUACCACUUAUAAAAGCUCUCUUGAUGUCAUUAUGUUGCAAACCAACUUUCCUCAAAGCAUGAAUGUGUUAAGAUGAACAAUUAAUAAAGUUUAGAAGAAGAUUACACAAAAUUAAAGGGCUCACAGAGAUUUUCAAGUUUGUAACCUUGCAAGAAAGUAGUAUAUACAAUUAUGGGUGUUUGCAAAACAGUAAUUUUUGGAUAGCCUUGUGUUUGGGAAUUUUGCAUAUGC
Molecule: messenger RNA, 5110 nt
Organism: Pocillopora meandrina
Lineage: Eukaryota; Metazoa; Cnidaria; Anthozoa; Scleractinia; Pocilloporidae
Source: the annotation of a GenBank genome assembly